UUGUCCUUGCUAGAUCUUGCUUGAAAUAACCCCAUGAGGUUCUAUAUAAAAGAGCCUUCAGUUGCAUUUUUUCAGGUUAGAGCUACAGGAUCCAAGCAGAGUAUUAUGUUCCUCGAGUUGAAGUCUUGGUGCAAAUUCCCACUGUGGCCUUUGGGCAAAGCUUGAACAUCUUCGUUCUCUGUUAUACAGGCUAAACACUUCAGUGAUUGAUAUAGUCAAGGAUCAUACAGACCCAAAGGUUUAGUGCACAUCUGUAAGUUAGGGUUUCCACCAAUUUUUCAGACUGGGAAGCUGAGGCACAAAUAGGUGGUAUGAGUUUUCUAAGAUUAAAAACAAAUGAGUCGGUCUCAGCUACAGUUAGAACGAAGUUCCUGACUUCAACCUUGUAUUCAUUCUUCCAGGCCCUGUUUCUUCACAAUACUUAUUUUUCACUCAUUCAGUUCAGUAUGUUAAUGCCGUUCUCUGGCAGCAUCUGGAGGAGAGAGGAAGGGCGGGAUUCUAGUCUCUUUUUUUCUAAUUUGUUUUUAACUUUUCCACAGGUGCUGGGGAGAACCUGGAAAAUACAAUGACCGCAUUUCAUCACGCGGUUAAGAUAGGGACAGACAUGUUGGAGCUAGACUGUCACCUGACGAAAGACGAGCAAGUGGUGGUAUCGCAUGAUGAGAACCUGAAGAGAUCGACUGGAGUUGACAUCAAUAUAUCUGACCUCAAGUACUCGGAGCUCCCGCGUUAUCUCAGCAAGUUGGAUGUCACGUUUCAGAAAGAGUGCCACUGUGAGGGUAAAGAUAAUCGUAUUCCACUGCUGAAGGAAGUGUUUGAGGCAUUCCCCCAAACUCCUGUCAAUAUUGACAUCAAAGUGAACAACAAUGUGCUGAUUAAGAAGGUUUCAGAGUUGGUGAGCCAGUACAAACGAGAGCAUUUGACUGUGUGGGGCAAUGUCAGUCAUGAAGUUGUAACGAAGUGUGUUAAGGAGAAUGCAGACAUUCCUACUAUCUUCUGCUUGCAACGUGUCCUCCUCCUUGUUGGCUUGUUCUACACGGGGCUGCUGCCAUUCAUUCCCUUCAGGGAAGAGUUCUUAGAAAUACCCAUGCCUUCGAUCAUUCUCAAGCUGAAAGAACCACACAAAAUGACAAGAAGCCAAAAGUUUAUCGUCCAGUUUGCUGAUGCAUUGUUAAUGAGGAAAACCCUAUUUGACCACCUCACUGCUCGAGGCAUUCAGGUGUAUAUAUGGGUACUGAAUGAAGAACAGGAAUAUAAGAGAGCAUUUGAUUUGGGAGCAACAGGAGUGAUGACAGACUAUCCAACAAAGCUUAAGGAGUUUUUGCGUCAUUAUCCAGAGUGAAGAAGGAAAAUCAUUGAAGAUCUUAAAAGGUGGACAGUGAGCCAAGGAUUUCCUUCUUUCAUCAGAACUUUUCAGCACCAUACACACAAAUCAUUUGCCUAAUGGUGGAAGAUGUAAUCACCUGGGUUUUAUUGCCUCAUUCUGAAGUUGCUACACAGUGUAGUAUAUACUAUUCUAUUUAUUUUACAUUUUAAUGGCAUAGUUUACAUUUGUAAAUAGCUCUGUUACUACUGGUGAUAUAAAGAGAGAAGGCUGCGGAUAGGAUACCCACAGAUCAUAUGCAGAAUCACAAGUGCCCAUUUAUAGGCAUCGAAUGGUAGUGCAUGAAAAUCAUUCCAGUCAAAUGCUGUUGGGCAGAAAUAAUUUCAGCAUUGUACAUCACUAUAUGUACCUUUCAUGGUUUGAGUUAGCUGAUAAUGUCCAAGUAGUGGGCAGGGAGGGAAAUGAAUUGGCACAUAGGAGAAAAUAGGAAGGUUGCAUCUGUGGAUACCUGGACAGUUUGCCCUGUGAAAUGUAGUCAGUAAAGAUGGUAAUUUACGUUACUGUAAUUUUACCAAAUGAAACGUUUAGGCCAGUAUAGGUUUACUUAAUUGCUCUUGUUAAAAGGAUGUUGGAGUUUAUCUCUAGCUGUAAUUGCUCCCCUUUUGGUGUAACAACAAUAGUAUGACUUGUUAACUUGAUAUUUAGUUUAAGCAUCUAAGUAGGCACAUAGCUCUGGAUUCUGAAUGAACUGUUGCGUUAUGUUCAGUUUGCUUAGAAAACAAUUAUUAUUGCAGAUAAGGGCUGUAUUUUUUUUGCCUACAUACAAAUUCAUAGACAAAUUUUACUCCUUUAAAACUGAAGAAGAAAUUUGACUUUGUUUCAAGACUUGUGCUCUAAAGCACAAGCAUUUGCAUAUCUUCAUUGUUUAGUGUAACAAGCUAACAGCCUUUUCCGUGCUUAACCUAAGUACGUAGUGUCCACAAAAAGUGUUCUUUUCUUUUCUGUCUUGCGGUAUACCAGACAGAUUUCUGAAAAAUCUUCACCAGCGUCAGAGUCCUGCUGCUCUGGCUGAAAUACUGUAGCACCAACAGAACUCGCGUGUCUCACUUUGUAGAUGAGAUUAUUGUGCCACUUUAGCAGUUUGCAAGCCAGUUUUCCUGAAAGAAGGAGUAACCACACCAUUGAUAGGAGAAAUUGAAUCCAAUUUUGUGUUUAAAAGAAUCUUUUUCAAAAGGGAAACUAAGGUCGAAGGUGCCCUUAUGCUUUCACAGUGGCUGAAUCCCAUUGGGCUGAUGGAUUGGAAAUCACUUUUAAUGCGAGGGACUAUAGGAAAUGGAGAGUGAAGAUUGGCCCAGGGAAUCUGAAGGCAAUGAAGAAAGUACCCACUAAACACAGCUUGCCCAAGGCAGAUUUAAUAAUGUCAGUAGAUCAGUGUUCAUUAUUACACAGACAUCUCUAAGAAUAUAUUACCUACUGCUCCUUCCUCUUAAAAAGAAAUCUAUGCUGUAUGUGCGGUAGUGGUACUCAGAGCAGCAGUGGUUUGUUCUGGGUCUGCAUUAUCUGCAAGGGGGGAUCCCUUUUCCACCAAAACCAGUAAACUCAACACGCAUGGAAUUUGGAUGUACACGCAGCUAAAACCAAUGCUGUUGGCACAAGCCGGGGAACCUCAAGUGUCUGAGGAAGGCAUAUGGUAUUUACUAGAAUUACACGUGCCGUUUCCUUCUCACAUGUGCGCAUCAAGCAAGGAACUGGGCCUCUGAUUUCAUCUUUCUGUGUUUGGCAUUGCUGCUUUUGUAUCAAGUUCUUCUCAGGUAGUUUUAGGUGGCUCUGGUCUGUCUGUACACGGUGACCUGCAGGAGGCUCAGUCGAUCCGUCUACAGACGUGAGAAACUAAACUGUAUACCUUCAGUAUCGGCACCUGACAUUUUUUUGAGACGCUCCUCUGCGAACAGGACCUCAUUCAAUAGGAAAAGACCUCACCAGACACAGGACUAACAUACUUGUAAGACUUUUAAAAUAUUUUAAUGAAGGAACAGCUUGAACUAAGAGUGACUCCCCUGUUGCCUCAGACUUUUAAGGACUUUCUUGCUUCCCUCCGCAGUCUCCCAUCCCCCAGCCUCACGCCCCAGAGCAGCAGCUGUGAAGCCUGUUAGCUGGUUCACUGUACAGCAAGGACUUCCUUCUAAAGCAAAGAGCGAGAAUGUCGAGUUCAUUUGGACGGACGAGCGUUCUUAAAUAGCUGUAAUAAACUUACAUCUGUGUCAUGUCAUUGAAACUAGAGAGCAAAUACGUUCUGCGGAACAUGCUCUUUUAGCAGACAACGCAAAAGAAGUGCCAUGUAUGUUGUUUCAAGUCAACAAAUGUUGGUGGCAAAUAAGUUAAUGGUGUGCUUAAAAUACGUAGCUAGUUAUAAAUAGACAUGGAUCUGAUUUCACUUUAAUCUAGUCAGUCCUGAAGCAUCUCAGCAUCAGAGCAAAUACACGUCAUGGUCUAACUCUUUACUGGGGGGAGGAGGAGGCGGAAGAUGCAUCCUCAGUAACUUGCUAUGUUUAACUUGUAGUUCUCAGUCCAGAUCAGUUAGCCCCAGCCAGAUAACUGCGUGUAACCAGAACAGUUGCACCUUCUCUUGCUUUCUAGCAGAAAUGGAGAGCUACAGAAUAGCUGUGCAUUGUGGUUUUUAGUACAGAAAUGAGCAACAUCCAUCUUUCUGCUCGCAGCUCCCCACGUCUGUGCAUCAGGUGCCUACCAAAAUAGAGCAUCCCCAGGAAAACUGCCCUGUCUCAAUUUGGCUACAUCAGCCCAGUGUAUAAAGUGAGAGGGGAACAUCCUGUGUUUUUUUUUCCUGUUCUGAAUGCACUGCUUUCUUAUUUCCAGUAUAAAUGUCCUAAUGGGAGGAUUACUCCCUUUUUAGAGAAUGCUACCAUUUAGCACCUGCACUUUUUUUUUUAAGACAAAAAACAUUGCUUAAAUUGGGAAAUGCUCUAAGGCUUGUAAAAGCACCAUUUGUGGCUUUUAAAAUCCAACUGUGUCUCAUUGCAAGGGUGGUAUCUUGAUUUUUACACUUAAAAUUCCCCUCACCCCUACAUAAAUAAACUCUUUAUGUAGAGUUCAGAAGCUUGGUCAUGAAAAUGAUAUAUAAUGAGAGGUUUCACUUGUUAAAUGAAUGAAGUUUCCAUCGUCCCAAUCUUCUUUCUCUGUUUUUGUGGAAAGGGUGUUGGAAAUCUCCAUUUCUUCCAUGGGUGCUUAGUACACGCUAUGUCCACUAGACUUCCCACAUCUAAAUGCAGCUGGUGGCUGCAACAUUUGUACAUGGCUUCAGUCUUUGAUAAAUUUGUCCUUGGCAUCUGAAUUUUGGAGAAGUCAAGGAUGACAAGAGAUCAGGGUUCGACCACUUUUUGAAAUUAUUCAUGUCCACCACCCCCCUGUAUUUUUUUGCUAAAAACCAACGUCUUACCACCCUAGGACAAAAAGGCACUGGAAUCCAUUUGGCUGAAUGAGGCUUUGUACCAUGACUCUAUGAAUACCACUGCAUAAUAGGUAUUAUCUUGCUUAUGUUAUAGAAGCAAUUACUGAGCCUACAUAAUUGUACAGAAAUUCAAAAAUGCUUGUUCUAUCACGAUUUUGAAUACUCCAGAAAUUGUUGUAGAGGCUUAAGAAACAUGUUGUACAGAAAAGCAUUUGGUGAAGACUUGCACUGUAUUCAGUGUGUUCAUCUCCCUCAGGGAGAUGUUUUCAGGUACUUUACAUUUUAACACUGUCUAGCAUUUUGUGUGGUGUCAUACCUGUGGCAGAGUAUCUUAUGUGUGAAGGAUGCUGCAAAAUACUUCAUGCACUUUUAAGUUGCAAGAAUGCUUGUCGGCCUCUCUUGCUCCUCGUGGAAAACUAUGAAUUGAUGUCCUUAUUUGUUCUUUUCUGACAAAGGUUAAGCCCUAUGAAAUGUGACACACUAAAAUGCAUUUGCUCACAAAAGCUGUCAUCUGAAUAUUCGGUCAUUCUGACUUCCCUGACUCAAAUAAAGAGACUCAUUUCUGAGGUCGCUUUGCUGAA
Gavialis gangeticus (Gharial) is the source of this 5371-nucleotide messenger RNA. RefSeq names its product glycerophosphodiester phosphodiesterase domain containing 1 (gene GDPD1). Gene Ontology annotation, cellular component: endoplasmic reticulum membrane. The coding region runs from base 566 to 1342 and encodes 258 amino acids. The record is from RefSeq and is a predicted model, not a curated record. Gene Ontology annotation, biological process: glycerophospholipid catabolic process; N-acylethanolamine metabolic process. The transcript is spliced from 9 exons. NCBI's taxonomy places the organism in Eukaryota, Metazoa, Chordata, Crocodylia, Gavialidae. Gene Ontology annotation, molecular function: phosphoric diester hydrolase activity; phosphatidylcholine lysophospholipase A1 activity.